GUCACGACGGAGAGCACAUGCCACUUUUGCUUGGCAUUAGUCACGUGGACUCGUGUCGCGCUUGGACACGUCCUUCCGCGACCUCCCACACCACGAACUACCUGGCGAUUCAUCCACAGCGAAUCAACCCAGCGAAGAACGUCUACGGACGACGCCUCUCAAGCUGCUUCUGUCUGGGUCGAUUCUGUAUCGAUGCGCAAACUUGCCUCACCAACGCUUCUCCCAUGAAAUGACAGACCAAUGGCCUCCAAUUUCGUCCCCUUGCCAUCGGAUUUUGUCGACCUCUCAAACGCCUACAGUGUCGAGGCAAAUUCAAAGCUGAUCAAUGUCAUUGGGGUCUGCGUCGACUUUUUAUCCCCGACAAGAUGCCAGAAUGGUCGACAAGACUACAAGAUUAAAUUCACCUUACACGAUCCGGCAUGGCCAGCUGGCAUAGGUCUGCCCUUCUCGUUCUUUAACAAGCAACUCAAACAACUUCCGGACAUUAGAGACCAAGGUGAUGUCGUCAUCCUGCGAAAUGUCAAAAUCAAUGUCUUCAGAGGCCAGACUACAGGGUGGUCGAACGCGAGUUCCACGUGGGUUGUGCUUCCUGCUGCUGAGUUGGACAACAUCCAAUCUGCCCAAGAUCUGAAGGACAAGGGCAGAUGGAUGGGACAAGAAUACGGCGAUCCCAAUAACUAUCUUCAAGGAGCUAAAGUAGCCCUUGCCAACGAGGCCGAGUUGAAGUACGCCAAAUGGAUUGCCGACCAGGAAGAUCCAAGUUUAUGGUCAAAGCAGCAGCCUAGGACACAGCUGGAAAUAGCAAAUACCAUGGAAGAGAAUGGCGGCACCGCGCCUGCUCGCAAAGAGAAAUUCCGUACACUUGAUCGGCUCGACUUGCCCGUCAGAAGAGAUUGCAUCUUUGUAGACCUUUUGGGCGAAGUGCGCAAAAUAUUCUCUCCUAACGACUUGACCACAGAGCUCUACAUGACAGACUACACCACGAAUGACAGACUCCACGACUACCAGCACGCCGGCGACCAAGCCGGCCGAGACGGUGACCCAUUUGGCUAUAUCCAGGAUAAAACGUCAAACAAAUGGCCUGGUCCAUGGGGAAAGAUGACGAUCUUGGUAACAUGCUGGGGAAGGCAAGCUUCGGUUGCUGCGCAAAUCGCCCAUUUGGGCAGCUUUGUAUACCUGCGCAAUGUGCAAAUCAAAAUGGACAGGAAUGGGUCGAGGCUCGAGGGCAAUUGUCGAGAUGAUCGCGACUACCCAGAUAAGGAAUUGAUCGAAGUGGUGAAGUCUGGCGAUGAGAAGCGGACUGAGUUGUUGCGUCGCAAACGAGCAUACGAGCAAAAGGUGGAGGGAGCAGGUAUCAGUUUCUACCGAGAUCCUAACCAGGCGACGAAGAAGCGGCAGAAGGACGAACCUACCGAGCAGCAAAACGAUGAACCGAAGAGCAAGAGAACCAAGGCGAGAAACCGAAAGAACAAGAAAGCAAAGCUCGAGGCUCUGCAACAAGAAAAGAAGCACGCCGCGGUCACAAUUGCGCGCCAGGAGCACUCCCUCCUGAAAUCGAACAACCAUAUUCGAUGUAAUCAGUACGAGGGAGUCUCAUGCAAGCCCGUUAUUGACAUCCUCGACCCGGACAUUUUGAACCGGAUGACAGCAAAGGGCAACCCUUACCGACUCCCCUUCCAGAACUGCACAUACAAGUCGAAAGUCCGCGUUGUGGACUUCUUCCCAGACAACAUUGCUGACUUCGCUGCCCCGCUCAGAGCUGGGCAGUAUGAUGAAUUGUCAGACAACGAGGACUUUGAAGAAGACUGGGACAUUGACCCUACUCAGGAGAGGAACCCGCAGGAUUUGAAAUGGGAAUGGCGAUUCCUUCUCCUUGUCGAGGACGCUCGAACGCCGGCAGGUGCUGAUGGGCGACCAACCCAGAUGGAAUUGCUUGUGGCCGACACGGACGGAGACUUCCUCUUGAACAUGGACGCCUGCGAUUUGAGGGACAAAGCAAACCAGGACGAGCUGGCGAAGCUGAAGGAGAAACUAUUUCAUUUGUGGGGGGACCUGCAGGAGAGGAAAGAGGAAUCCAGCACAACCACCGAAGAGCUCCGUGUCAAACCAAGUGCAAGGCCCUUUGAGUGUCUGAUCAAGGAGUACGGCACAUCUGUGCUGCGCCCGAACAGGCAAGCCAAGGACUCUGUCGUUUAUGACCGACGGUUUCGUCUCUUUGGUACAGCGCUGGCAGUCUGAAUCUGGUCCCUUACUGCUUCGCUCCCCAACGUUUUCCCACGUGGGUUCUCCCCCAGGGAGCGGGAUUGGAGCAGCUUUUUGUCCGUUCCCAAAUUGAUUUCAUUUAAAACCGUAUGCUUGGCUCUGACGAUCCACAACGAACUCUUGCGAUCGAUGAAUGAUGACUGAUUCAAUCUUGGAGAGGGUCUCCGAGGAGGAGGUUGAUGCCUGCCCUGCUUGCUUACUUGCUGCGACGAAAAGAAACCCUAAAGAGGAUGCUGCUGGUGCUGGUGCUGGUGCUGGUGCUGG
Cladophialophora immunda is the source of this 2526-nucleotide messenger RNA. RefSeq lists its product as uncharacterized. Gene Ontology annotation, biological process: telomere capping; regulation of telomere maintenance via telomerase. The record is from RefSeq and is a predicted model, not a curated record. Gene Ontology annotation, molecular function: G-rich strand telomeric DNA binding; telomerase inhibitor activity. Bases 241 to 2238 code for a protein of 665 amino acids. Lineage: Eukaryota; Fungi; Ascomycota; Eurotiomycetes; Chaetothyriales; Herpotrichiellaceae. Gene Ontology annotation, cellular component: chromosome, telomeric region; nuclear telomere cap complex. The transcript has a single exon.